Ceratotherium simum simum (southern white rhinoceros) is the source of this 2868-nucleotide messenger RNA. It is a transcript of the gene ZFP36L1, whose product is annotated as ZFP36 like 1 zinc finger CCCH-type. Gene Ontology annotation, molecular function: metal ion binding; mRNA binding. The record is from RefSeq and is a predicted model, not a curated record. Lineage: Eukaryota; Metazoa; Chordata; Mammalia; Perissodactyla; Rhinocerotidae.
UGGGGGGUCAGUCGCGGUCAGAGUGCGACUCCACCGCUCUGCUCACCCGCCCCGUCCUUUCCAAAGAAACGUGCUCAUAAUGGGGUGACCUAAUUACAUCGCAAUGGAACCGGCUCUUAGCCACUCAGCGCACAGGGUUUCAUAACAGACCCCGCGGCCUCGAGUGCUGGGAAGAAACGUGCGAGGGCCGAGGAGGCGGCCGGGCACGCGGGGAAAUAGGAAAGAAAGGCAGCCCCACGAUUUCCGCCUCGUCUGCACUCCGGCACCCUGGGGAAGGCUGGGGGGCUGGUGGCGGACACGUUAACAACUUUUUAUUUGGGUGGGUGGAGGGGCAUCUGAACCUAACAGUAAAUAAAUAUAUAUUUUACAGGUUUUAAGGGAAUAAUAAUCAAUUGGGGGCCUUUCGGUUUCGAGGAUCCCAUACCCCCCCUCCCCCCAUCCCGCCAAAACAGCGCAGCGUGACAAGCCAUAUGUUCCGUUCCCGUGGGGGCGGGGGAGAAGCAACAAUAAGUUAAAAAUGCCGCCUCCCCCCAUCUCUUUACCUUCCGUCUUACCAAAGUCACUUUUUUUCAUUGUUCAAGUGUCUAGGGAUGUGUGUGGGGGGGAAGGGGGGAGUUUCGGCGCGGCCCAUAGUUCAGGGCGCGCGUGGAAAGUUGUGCGUUGCUGGGUGGCUUUUUCUUUUUCUUUUGAAUGGGGGGAAGGGGCGUUCUUGAGGAUUCAGGUUUUCUCUAGAAAAAAGUUUACAGAUGGGAUGCGUGCAAUAAAUACCACUCCCAGGCCUGUAAAAACAAUCCGCCGGGGCGGUGGUCUUUUUCGCGACGUCCUCCCCUCCCACCCACACUCGGAGAGUGCCGGCUGCAAAGCGAGCGCGAGUGUAGACGCGUGCGGCGCGCUAAACCGUUCUGCGCUCGCCCCCGCCAGGCCGGGUCCUCCCGGGGGAAAAAAAGCCUCCCUGAUCCCCUCCCAGCCAUCUCCCCUCUGAAAAAAAACAUAAAAUCCUAGACUUCAACGCUUUGUGCGUCCCAAAUAUCCAAUCUUCUCUCUUCCUGCCGGGUUUGGGGAGAGGAGCCGAGUGCGGAAGAGAACUCGGGAAAAGAGUAAGUUGUGCGGCCACUUGGAGAAGUUUCAAGCGAGAUCUGCUCAAGAUGGAAACUGCAGCCCAGGCGCUAAGGAUGGACUUCUGCUCCUGCUUGCAAAAAGAGAAAGUCGAGCCUGCCUUCCUGCCCGACGAAAAACAACAACACAACAACAAGAACCCCGAAGAGGGUGGAAUGAGUGAUGUCACAGAGCCGCGCUCGCAGGCUGACAAAGGGGGGGGCGCUCCCCUCCCCCUCUGCGCCCCGCGCGGCCCCAGAGACGGGCGCCUCCAACGCGGGGUAGCGAAGCGAGCGGAGUCGAAACUUUUCCUCUUUAAGAAAAAAAAGUUGUGCGCGGCUCGCAGUGGGGUUUUUUUUUUCUUCGCCGCCUUUCCUCGUUUCCCCUCCCCCUUCUUCCUUUUGAAAGUUUCUUUUUUUUUUUUCCCGAGUUUGACCGCAUGGCUGAUUCAACUUCAGUGUCAAUCAACUUUUUUUUUCCCUUCUCUUCCUUAUUUAAAUAAGUUUAAAGCUCCUCCUCCCCCGGCCCACUAAAUCUGAAACUUUAUAAAUUGGGCUUCGCGCGCCGCAGCCCGGGAGAGUCAGAAAGGCGAGGGGCGCCGGGAGCAGGCGUGUGGGACUCCAGACCCGAGAGCCGGAGGCUGCGCCUUCCCCGCACCGGGACCUUCGAGACACAUCAGAUCCUCGUCCCUGCCCCGCGCGAGCGCCCAGGAUGACCACCACCCUCGUGUCUGCCACCAUCUUCGACUUGAGCGAAGUUUUAUGCAAGGGUAACAAGAUGCUCAACUACAGUACUCCCAGUGCAGGGGGCUGCCUGCUGGACAGGAAGGCGGUGGGCACCCCGGCCGGUGGGGGCUUCCCCCGGAGGCACUCGGUCACUCUGCCCAGCUCCAAGUUUCACCAGAACCAGCUCCUCAGCAGCCUCAAGGGUGAGCCGGCCCCAGCUCUGAGCUCUCGGGACAGCCGCUUCCGAGACCGCUCUUUCUCAGAAGGGGGCGAGAGGCUGCUGCCCACCCAGAAGCAGCCAGGGAGCGGCCAGGUCAACUCCAGCCGCUACAAGACGGAGCUGUGCCGCCCCUUCGAGGAGAACGGUGCCUGUAAGUACGGGGACAAGUGCCAGUUUGCGCACGGCAUCCAUGAGCUCCGAAGCCUGACCCGCCACCCCAAGUACAAGACGGAGCUGUGCCGCACCUUCCACACCAUCGGCUUCUGCCCCUAUGGGCCCCGCUGCCACUUCAUCCACAACGCCGAGGAGCGCCGCGCCCUGGCGGGGGCCCGGGACCUCUCCGCUGACCGUCCCCGCCUCCAGCAUAGCUUUAGCUUUGCUGGGUUUCCCAGUGCCGCUGCCACCGCUGCUGCCACGGGGCUGCUGGACAGCCCCACGUCUAUCACCCCACCCCCCAUCCUGAGCGCAGACGACCUCCUGGGCUCACCCACCCUGCCUGAUGGCACCAAUAACCCCUUUGCCUUCUCCAGCCAGGAGCUGGCCAGCCUCUUUGCCCCUAGCAUGGGGCUGCCCGGGGGUGGCUCCCCAACCACCUUCCUCUUCCGGCCCAUGUCCGAGUCUCCCCACAUGUUUGACUCUCCCCCGAGCCCUCAGGAUUCGCUCUCGGACCAGGAGGGCUAUCUGAGCAGCUCCAGCAGCAGCCACAGUGGCUCAGACUCCCCCACUUUGGACAACUCAAGACGCCUGCCCAUUUUCAGCAGACUUUCCAUCUCAGAUGACUAAAGCAGGGUAGGGAGGGACCCCCUGCCUACUCUACCCCCACCCCGC